Messenger RNA from Melanotaenia boesemani (Boeseman's rainbowfish), 2201 nucleotides. RefSeq names its product LBH regulator of WNT signaling pathway (gene lbh). NCBI's taxonomy places the organism in Eukaryota, Metazoa, Chordata, Actinopteri, Atheriniformes, Melanotaeniidae. Gene Ontology annotation, cellular component: nucleus. Bases 307 to 663 code for a protein of 118 amino acids. The record is from RefSeq and is a predicted model, not a curated record. The transcript is spliced from 4 exons. Gene Ontology annotation, biological process: positive regulation of DNA-templated transcription.
UAAAAACUCAGCACAGCUGUGAGUCUGAUCAGAAGCGCUAAUUUGGGGAGUUGCGUUCGUUGUUCGUUUUGUCAGACUUGUUGAAUCGGUACUUUCGGUUUUCCUGUGUGUCCUGUUCUGCGUUUUGAAGAAAAGAAAGACAAGAAAAGGCUAAGAGUAGAGAGAAGUCAGCGGUAGUAGUCUGAUCUCCCAACAGAACUGACAAGAGGUGUGAAUUCAUGUCUGUAUUUUCACCGCAGAUAUACUGGUCUUCGUUGUCACUGUUCAUCCCGCAGUCUUCCUCCUCUUCCUCCUGCUGCAUUUUGCAUGCCUGCCUCACCCUCCUCUGCUCCCCACUCAAGCCCAGUGUGUGUGUUCAGCCGAGAUAUGACUGAGGUGGUGAUGAUCAGCAGCACACCCAUGGAGGACAUGAGGCUCAGUCCCAGCAAGGACAGACUCUCCUUCCAGAUCUUUCCAGACCCCUCAGACUUUGACCGUUGCUGUAAGCUUAAAGAUAGACUACCAUCAAUUGUGGUUGAGCCAACAGAAGGAGAAGUUGAGAGCGGGGAGCUUCGCUGGCCUCCAGAGGAAUUCCUGGUCAGUGAAGAGGAGGAGGAAGAGGAGGAAGACCAGAAUGAUGGCAACAUCCAAAAUGGACAGCCAGCAGAAAAUUCUCAGCACUAGAGGCUGUUUCAGCACCUGCUCUUAUUUCUGAUGGGCCCUACCUUUCACACACUGGUUACACUUCACCAGAGCACUCCAGACUUGACUGACACAUUCAGUGUCCUUUGAUGCAAACUCUUUACCAAUGUCACCAAAAAAAUAAAAAAUAAUAAAAAUUAGAACAGAAAAUGCUCUGACAAGUGAAGAAAUACACUUGCACAUAAUUUCUUACAUGUUAAGUUAUUAUUCCAUGCUGAAAUCCCAUCAGACCAGACCUGAAAAGACUAGACCAUGCACACCUCUGGCCCACACCUAGUUCUCACCACAGCCUCCUCCACACAUGUCAGCUCCAAGCAGGUGCGCUAUUGGAAAGCAGCGACUUGGUGCUCCAUGGACAGCUCUUACUCUGCAGGGGACCACAGCUGCUCUCUGCUUAUCUCCAAAAUGGCUGGCAUCAUGACCCCAGAGGCUUCAUACUUGAGUGCAGAUCUUUUGUGGUACCUGUGGGAAUUAUUGUACAGUUCAUCUUCUGUGUAUGUUUUCUUGAUUGUUAUAAUUAUUGCCACUGCUGUCUAUAGAUUUGUCUCAGAACUGAAUGUUGUAAAUGUCGGGUUUUUGAGAAGUGGGUUUUUGGUUGUGUUUUUUUUUUUUUUGUUUUGUUUUGUUUUGUUUUUGUUUGUGCAAAAAUGUUAGUGGGAUGUUUCCUCUACACAGAAUAUGUCUAAAUUUAUACUUUUGUGAGCUUAGGUGUUUAUAGUUAAAAGGCAGGCUGUAGCAGAAUAUGAGAAGGUGAUGGGAUGGCAUACCCUGUGAUGCUGUAGAACUGUGGUGAUUCACUUUAAAGGCUUAUGCACUGAAACCAGAGUUAUGCUAUAAUUCUGUCAUCCAUUUGGCCUCUUUUGAAAGGGUCCUUGGAAGACAAAGCAAACUGUUUGAGGAUGAGAUGUUAAAUUGAAAAGCUAAGUGAAGAUGGCCAAUUGUAUAAUUUGAAACAAAGCAUUUGAUAAAGUAUUGCACAGACCCAAUGAAAGCUGGGUAAAUGUGUGUUCCAGUUAGUUGUUCCCUGAAGCCUUGCAAUGUGCUGAACUGAAAGUUGAAAACCUUUUUUCUAGUCUUCCUGUUUCUAAAAACAGCCAUACUCUCUGAGACCAUACAGCCCUGGUUGAGAAAAUUCACCCUGUGUGAUGGCGCUCAUAUGAGAGCCUAGGCAAUACCUGAUGCAGUACUUCUUGACAUGUUUUCCAAAAACUGUUAAUGGGAAACGGUUUGUUCUGUAAUGUCACAUUUUUUGCCUGUAUGUAACUUUUUGGAAUUUUCUCUUUCCUCUAAACAAUUGACAGUAUGUGAAACAGGUUUUAAAGAUUUCUGUUAUUGUGGAUAAUGUGAUGUUACUGUUGUAAAAGCAUGGCUGAGAUGUAGCUUUCUUUAAAUUUCUUCGAGUGGCAUUAGGGCUGUGUACAGAGCAUCUUUCUCCUGUCACCCGCAGGUCCCACAUUGUUUUUGUAAAGCUCAGGGAGAUUAGCUGCCAUCUUUCUCUUACUGUUUGUUUUUUUUUUCUU